Molecule: messenger RNA, 2058 nt
Organism: Salvia splendens (bonfire salvia)
Lineage: Eukaryota; Viridiplantae; Streptophyta; Magnoliopsida; Lamiales; Lamiaceae
Product: F-box/LRR-repeat protein At4g29420
Exons: 2
Coding region: 223-1569 (448 amino acids)
Source: RefSeq, a predicted model, not a curated record
GCAUUCCACGUGCCAUCAUUCCCAGGCAAAGGCUUUUCACAUGCCGAUAAUUUUCAUUAUUUUUGGAUAAAUUUAGAGAGGGACAAAAUCUGAGGCAAGUGUCAAGCGGCAUCAAAUUCAACAUCACUAUGUUUUGGAAUCGGAACAUCAUCAUCUAAAACUCGAUCUCCUCUCCUUGUUCUACUGCAAACCCUAAUUUCAAUUCAAAUUCCUCCAAUUUCUAUGGAAGAUCUCCCCGCCCCUCUCCUCCUCGACAUCCUCGCCCGCCUCUCCGACUCCGCCGACGUCGCCCGCUGCCGCGUCGCCUCCCGCGCCGUCAACUCUCUCGCCCCCGAGAUCCGAUCCGUCCACCUCUACUGCUCCCACCUCCGCUACGCCAAGUCCCGAUCCCCUCUCACCCGCUCCUCCGUCACGCCCUUCAAGCACGUCUUCUGCAAAUUGCUCUCCGGCCUCCACCUCGUCGAGCGCGUCUACCUCGGCAUCGACAAGCCCCUGCGCCUCGUCUCCUACGACGACGUCGAGGAUGAGGACGAUGAUUUGUUCCUCACUGAUGUCAAUUUCCUCAGGGCUUGGCUGCCCAAUGUCUGCCCCCAUUUGAAAUCCAUUUCCAUUUCCGAUUUUUGGGUGCAGUCCUGCUGGAGGCGGACGGAUAUGCUUUCCCUAAUUUCUUCUUAUUGUUGUAAACUUGUGGAGUUAGAAGUUAAGAAUGCGUGGCUCUCUGUUGAUGGUUUAACUCCUAUGCCAAACCUCACUGUCUUGACACUUGAGUUCAUUAGAUUGGAUGAUGAGAAUCUGGAGAAGUUGAAUGAUAGUUUCCCUUUGUUGAAAGUCCUCAAUUUAAUUGGUGUUGGAGGACUUAAAGAACCUAAGGUUCAUCUUAUGCACCUUAGAACAUGUCAUUGGUCUGUGUCUAAUGCUCCGACCUCUAUAUCUGUUAUUGCACCUAGUCUUGUCGACCUCACUCUUACAUGCGUGAAGCCAAAUCUCCUUUUCAUUGAAACUCCUCUUUUGUCCAGCUUGAAUCUCUGUGUUGACAGCACUUGCAACUUGGAAGUGAAAGGGUUCUCUCGUUUGAAAAGACUGCAUCUUGAAUCUUCAGGCCUUCGCAAUCUUCUUGUUGCGAUUCCUGUCAGCAGAAGUGUUGAGAAUCUAACUGCUGUCUCAACAAAGUGGGAAACGCCUGGUGCAGUUUCCAAGUCCAUUGUUGAGUUAUUGCUUCAUGAGUUUCCUUGUGUUAGCCGUCUUACUUUGACUUCACGAGUUUGGACCGAGUUUGAAACACAUCCUGGGGCAGAGGGUUUAGUGUCGAGGGUUGAGACGAAGGGAUUGAAAGAAAUUACAGCAUAUUUAACUGUGAAUGACAUUGGGGUUACUUUGUCCACCAUUUUCCUUUUACUGGAUAGCUGUAGUGGCCUGUCUAACAUGGCAAUCUUGAUCCACCGUGAUGUUGUUUCUAAUGCAACGAGCAGUCUUAUCUCGACGUGUACAGCCCAUUGCACUAGGGUGAGAUGGAAAUGGGGAAUGUGGAAAGAGGGAACGAUGGACACUUGGAUUUCUGAUGGAAAGUAGGAAGCGGAGCAGCGCCCGCCUAAGCACUUUGUCUGAUCUGUUCAAGGGAUUUAAUUUCUGAAAUGAAUGAGCUUUGCAUCACCUUCUGAAAGCUGAACUCAGUUGAUGGAUGCAAUCAAGUUGGUGUUUGUUUGGUAUCCUGAUGAUGGUAGGGAUAGUUAUCCAUGAAAAUGUAUGUGAUGAAGUUGAUUGAUUGGUUAGUUGGGAGGAUGCAAGAGCAGCCAAUGGAGAAAGAUGCAAACCAUUUGUGAAAUAUCUCCUGCAACUUAAAGCCAGGUGGAGUCAGUUGGGCGUGGUAUUGUUUUAGUGAUAAGGUGUGUGCAUAUUAAGACAGAUAUUUGUUGAGGAAAAAUUUAUAUUAGUGUGGAAAUGUACACACCUGCAAACCCACGAUCGCCUCUUUUGACCAACUGAAUAAUGUUUAGGUGUCUUUUUCAUUUGUUUAUGUCAGUCGUCACUAUUAGAGAUGAAACUAGAAAUACUUAUUUU